Parasteatoda tepidariorum (common house spider) is the source of this 1244-nucleotide messenger RNA. Its product is annotated as annexin A13. Gene Ontology annotation, molecular function: phosphatidylserine binding; calcium ion binding; calcium-dependent phospholipid binding. NCBI's taxonomy places the organism in Eukaryota, Metazoa, Arthropoda, Arachnida, Araneae, Theridiidae. Gene Ontology annotation, biological process: endosome transport via multivesicular body sorting pathway. The record is from RefSeq and is a predicted model, not a curated record. Gene Ontology annotation, cellular component: plasma membrane; cytoplasm; nucleus.
AAUUGACCAAUGAAAGGCUUUACUACGAGUUGCGUGAUGAAUGGAAUUUUUCCUUUCAAUGCUCAAAUUUCCAGUGUCAUGCUUUUUUUUUCUCUCGUCAAAACGUUCUAUUAAUUCUCAGCGAUGCAUCAAAAGCUGUUCAAUACAUCCAAUGUCGGCUACAGGUUCAUAAAGAGCUGAUUCGUCAACAGGCUAUAAAACAAAAGGAAAAAGAAAAGAAAAAGAUGGCCACAGUUAUAUUUCACCACCCUUUUGAUUCAGAGAGUGAUGCAGUGGCUCUUAAAGAUGCAAUAUCCUCUUUAGGCGAGAGAGAUGAUGCUCUUAUUCAAAUCUUGGGCAACCGAACUAACGAGCAAAGAAAAAGGAUUAUGGAAACAUACAAAAUCAUGUUUGAUCAGGAUUUGAGAGAUACUUUGCUGUAUAAGUUAACAGGCAACUUCAAGAGGACAGUCGAACUACUGUUGAUGCCGUUAGCUGAAUAUUAUGCGAAGUUGUUGAGGAGAGCCAUUUACGGACCCGGUAAAGACGAGGAUCUCCUUCUUGAAAUACUCUGCACAAUUACAAACAUUCAGAUCCAGCAAAUCAAAGAAAUAUACCAAUGCAAAUUCGGUAAAUCGUUGGAGGAUUCAAUUGCAAAUGAUUGUCAGAGCAAGUUCAAGCACAUGCUUCUUCUAAUAUGCAAGGCUGAAAGAAACGAAGGAGUUGUGUCACUGGAUAAAGUUAGAAACGACGCAGAAGCGUUAUUCGAAGCAGGUGAAGCUGAAUGGGAAACGGACGAGGCAGCUUUUAACACGCUGUUUGCAUUCGAGAGUUACGAACAUUUGAGGUUUGUCUUCCAGGAAUACGAGGACAUCACUGGAAGAACACUUUCGGAAGCCAUUGAAGCAGAGACAACGGGAUACAUGAAGAAAGCUCUUCUUACAAUAGUGCGAUGUGUAGAAAACACCCCCGCUUAUUUCGCCAGAAAGUUAUACAGAGCCUUAAAAGGCCCAACGAAGGAUGACAAGUCUCUAAUUCGUAUUGUUGUCAGUCGCUGUGAGAUUGACAUGGUAUUCAUCAAAACUGAAUAUCAAAAGAGAUUUAAAGAACAUCUGGAAGACACAAUACGGGGAAAUGAACCAGAAAACUAUGAAAAGUUACUCAUGGCUUUAGUGACGUUAGACAAACAGAAGAAGUAACUACAAAACCUUCUACUUUUCCUGCUUUUUCGUGUAUUUCUCAAUAAAAUAUUUUUCUUUCAUUAA